CUCGGCCCGGCCGGGGGCCCGCCGCUGAUUGGCUGCGCCGCCGGGCGGAAGUGAUGCUGCUGUCACCGGCUUCUCGGGCUCCCGCGGAGCCGCGAGUUUCCGCAGGCGGGCGGCGGCGGCGGCGGCGGCCGGGCCGGUCUGCGGUCUGUGCUGGGAGUCACCGCUACUCACAGCAGAAGGAAUGCCUUUUCUCCAUUUGCACAAAAUGAGCGUGAGGUGGUUAACCAGACCAGGAGCUCAGCCUCACUCUGAGUCCAGCCUACUGCUCUGAUGCCGAAAGGGAGGCAGAAAGUGCCACACUCAGAUGCCCCCCUGGGCCUGCCCACGGGCCUCUGGCUGGAGUUAGCUGGGCUCUUCCUACUGCUUCCCUGGGUUAUGGGCCUGGUGGGGGCAGGUGGGCCCGGGGCCCAGGGCCCCAGGGGGCUAAGCUGGGCAGUGCGUCUGGAUGGUCCGGAAGGCGAGGGAGCAGAGGAGUUGCUGGAACGGUGGGCAGAUGCUCUGGCCCAGGCGACGGGGCUGAUGAACGCAGGGCGCAUCGGGGAGCUCCAGGGGCACUACCUCUUGGUCCAGCCAGCGGGGCAUCGCCAGGCCCGGCAGGUCAAGGCCGUCCGGCAGCAGGUGGAGGCCGUGCUGGCCAGGCACGAAGCUGUGCGCUGGCACUCAGAACAGAGGCUGCUCAAGCGGACCAAGCGUGGUGUCCACUUCAAUGACCCCAAGUACCCGCAGCAGUGGCACCUGAAUAACCGGCGGAGCCCCGGCAGGGACAUCAAUGUGACGGGUGUCUGGGAGCGCAAUGUCACCGGACGCGGGGUGACCGUGGUGGUCGUGGACGACGGCGUGGAGCACACCAUCCAGGACAUCGCCCCCAACUACAGCCCUGAGGGCAGCUAUGACCUCAACUCUAAUGACCCUGACCCCAUGCCCCACCCGGACUUGGAGAAUGGCAACCACCACGGCACACGGUGCGCGGGCGAGAUUGCUGCCGUGCCCAACAACAGCUUCUGUGCGGUGGGAGUAGCAUUCGGGAGCCGCAUAGCAGGUAUCCGGGUACUGGAUGGACCCCUGACAGACAGCAUGGAGGCUGUGGCGUUCAAUAAACACUACCAGAUCAACGACAUCUACAGCUGCAGCUGGGGACCAGACGAUGACGGGAAGACAGUGGAUGGCCCCCACCAGCUGGGCAAGGCUGCCUUGCAGCACGGGGUGAUCGCUGGCCGCCAGGGCUUUGGGAGCAUCUUUGUGGUGGCCAGUGGCAAUGGGGGCCAGCACAACGACAACUGCAACUACGAUGGCUACGCCAACUCCAUCUACACCGUCACCAUAGGUGCUGUGGACGAGGAGGGACGAAUGCCUUUCUACGCUGAGGAGUGUGCCUCCAUGCUGGCGGUCACCUUCAGUGGCGGGGACAAGAUGCUCCGGAGCAUCGUGACCACCGACUGGGACCUUCAGAAGGGCACCGGCUGCACCGAGGGUCACACAGGGACCUCGGCCGCCGCGCCCCUGGCUGCUGGCAUGAUAGCCCUGAUGCUGCAGGUGCGGCCCUGCCUCACGUGGCGUGACGUCCAGCACAUCAUCGUCUUCACAGCCACCCGGUACGAGGACCGCCACGCGGACUGGAUCACCAACGAGGCCGGCUUCAGCCACAGCCACCAGCACGGAUUUGGCCUGCUCAAUGCUUGGAGACUCGUGAACGCCGCCAAGGUCUGGACGUCUGUCCCUUACUUAGCUUCCUACGUCAGCCCUGUGUUGAAAGAGAACAAGGCGAUCCCACUGUCUGCCCGCCCCCUGGAGGUGCUGUGGAAUGAGUGUAUCUCACAACUGAGUGCCUCAACCUGUCUGCCUCAUCUCUGUUCUGGCAUCAGUUAUGUGGACCUCAUACGACGUCAUUUUCCACUUGCAGUCAGCAGGAUGGACCUGGACAUGUCGGGACUGAAGACCCUGGAGCACGUGGCCGUGACCGUCUCCAUCACCCACCCACGACGUGGCAGCUUGGAAGUGAAGCUCUUUUGCCCCAGUGGCAUGAUGUCCCUUAUCGGCGCCCCCCGCAGCUUGGACUCGGAUCCCAACGGCUUCAAUGACUGGACCUUCUCCACGGUGCGGUGCUGGGGGGAGAGGGCGAAAGGGACCUACAGACUCGUCAUCAGGGAUGUAGGAGACGAGACGUCCCAGGCCGGCGUCCUCCGGCAAUGGCAGCUCACCCUGUAUGGCUCUGUGUGGAGUCCAGUAGACAUCAGAGACAGACAGAGGCUGCUAGAAAGUGCCAUGAGUGGGAAAUACCUGCACGACGGCUUCACGCUGCCCUGCCCGCCCGGGCUGAACAUCCCCGAGGAAGACGGUUACACCAUCACCCCCAACACUCUCAAGACCCUGGUGCUGAUUGGCUGCUUCACCGUCUUCUGGACCAUUUACUACACGCUGGAAGUAUACUUGAGCCAGAGGAAUGUGGCCUUUCACCCAGUUUGUCGGAGUGGACCGUGCCACUGGCCCCAGCGAAGCCAGAAAGCCAAGGAGGAGGGGACAGAACUAGAAUCAAUGCCCCUUUGCAGCAGCCAGGAUCCAGGUGGAGUGGGGCUGGAGAGCGAGGGCUCUCCCACCACCUCAAGGCUCCACGCCCCAGACCUGCUGAAUCAGGGGGACUGGAGCAUGUCCCAGAGCAGGGGUGCCCUGGACGUCCCUCAGCUCCUGCCCCCAGACCUGCUGCAGGGGAAGGAGGCGCAAAUGUGCUGACCUGGGGCCUGACAGCCACCGUGGGAUGGGCUUUCACUUCCUAAGACUAGGAGUGUGGAAAGCUGCUUCCUAGUUCUGGGAGCUCUGGGCAGAAAGCAGUCCGGGUGCUUCCAGCUGGGACCAGAGGCCUGAAGACGCCCUCUGGCUAAAGACCAUGCUCAGGGAGGGCAUGGGCCUGCAGAAGGUCCAGUCAGCAGAGCAGCGGUGCCAGAGAACAGGCUGGCAACAGUCGUGGAGCCUUCCUCCAACAGAGUAGGAGCUUUUGGUGAGAAAGUCUCAGACGACGGACUAGGGCUUGCUUCUCCAGGGCAGGCCAGCAGUGUGCUUCUCCUUGCUUCUCCAGGGCAGGCCAGCAGUGUGGGUCACCCAGACCCUCAGCACACAUGGCCAGAAGAGCAUCUCAGCAGAAAUGUCACUGGGGUCCCUUGGGAAGAGGGCUUAGGGGUGGAAGCUGGAAAGAGCCCCCGGAUAUGCCUGUCUGUUUAACGACCCCGGGGCCAGAAACCGCAGCCCUUCCCUCUCUGCCCCUCACUGUCCAGCCUCAGCCUUGGACUUGGCCAUGUUGGUUUGGCAAUCAGCCCCUAACUCAGCACAUGUGCCCUGAAAGCAGCUGCCUGCAUCAGCCCUGAUCAGCAGAAGCCCACCUUGAGCACGCCCCUGACCCCUUUGUCCUGAAGGACCAGUACAAUGCACCUGGCAGGGCUGUGGAUGGGCACGGCCCCCAGGCCCAGGCCGCUCCAAAGGGGCAUCUUCGGCAGGUCUGCCACCCCAUCUUCCUCUGCAAAGUACUCAGGGAAAUGGCCGUGCCCACCGGAGGCCGGCCGGCUGCCUGGCAGGCUGCGACUUCCUCCCAUUCUUGGCCUCCUCCCCUCUGAGCGAGUUGGUUGAUUGGAACUUUGUUUUUUUUAAUGCUUACGAUUUGGUUUUCUCUUUCCACAGCAACAUUUUGUUGAAUUUUUUCUGCACAGCUUUUCCAAAAUAAAAACCUUCCUUCCACACAGUGUC
Molecule: messenger RNA, 3732 nt
Organism: Bubalus bubalis (water buffalo)
Lineage: Eukaryota; Metazoa; Chordata; Mammalia; Artiodactyla; Bovidae
Gene: PCSK7
Product: proprotein convertase subtilisin/kexin type 7
Exons: 18
Coding region: 271-2727 (818 amino acids)
Biological process (GO): protein processing
Cellular component (GO): trans-Golgi network; Golgi membrane
Molecular function (GO): serine-type endopeptidase activity
Source: RefSeq, a predicted model, not a curated record